AUGCGUCGGCGCGAGACUUUUCUUGAGCGUGUUGAUGCUCGUAUUGAAGUUGAACUAAGGCUAACACAAUCAACGGCAGGUUCUGAUCGAGGCGAACUACAAUUUUUAGUUGCUAAAAGUUUCCGCUGCCUUUUUCGACCAUCGGUGCAGCGAUCUGAAGGUAGUGGCAUUGCGGAUGGUUUGGCACUAGUAAAUGUCUCAGCAAGUCUAGAAACAGCUGCACGGCGAGGUCUGGCGGUAGUCGCAGUGGUGUUAGAGGCUGGAGUAGGAGUCGCACAGGCUAAACCACGCAAUCUGCCUAAAUGUGUUCGUGUUGAAUCAAGUGGCGUUGAUUCCUGA
This is a messenger RNA of Protopolystoma xenopodis, 339 nucleotides long. The record is from the annotation of a GenBank genome assembly. Lineage: Eukaryota; Metazoa; Platyhelminthes; Monogenea; Polystomatidea; Polystomatidae.